AUGAAGAAAACAGAGCUGGUGUUCGUCCCAACUCCCGCCGCUGGCCACCACAUAUCCGCCGUGGAAUUCGCAAACUACAUCUCUCACGUCAAAUACGCCAUCACCCACCUCAUGUCAUCUCGCUCUUCCCCAGAGUCAGUCCUACUCGCCGGGUUAGUCCUUGAUUUCUUUUGGCUUCCCAUGAUUGAUGUGGCCAACCAACUAGGCCUCCCUUCUUACCUAUACUUCACCUUCGGUGCUGGUUUUCUUGGCCUCAUGCUCUCCCCCCCAACUCGCCAUAGCCAAAUCGGCACUGAGUUUGAAGACUCGGAUCCUGAUCUGGAGCUCCCGAGUUUCGUUAACCCAGUCCCUAUUCGCUUUUUGCCUGAAGCCGUGAGUAACAAGCAUGGUGGUUACGCUGCUUUCAUAAAGUUUGCACAGAGGUUCAAAGAGGCUAAGGGCAUUAUAGUAAAUAUGUUUCUGAGUUGGAGCCUUACGCCGUUGAGUCGUUCGCUGAUGGUCAAACCCCCUCCCCCCGGUGUACACGACGCUCAGCUGGAAUUGUUUGUGGUGUUCCUCUGCUUUGGAAGCAUGGGUAACUUCGACGCGCCCCAAGUGAGGGAAAUCGCGCUUGGGCUCGAGCGUAGCGGCCACAAGCUCUCCUGGGCAUCUGCUGAGGCUGGAUGGCAAACUUGGUGGAAGCUCUAA
Vitis riparia (riverbank grape) is the source of this 687-nucleotide messenger RNA. RefSeq names its product UDP-glycosyltransferase 71E1-like. The transcript is spliced from 3 exons. Bases 1 to 687 code for a protein of 228 amino acids. The record is from RefSeq and is a predicted model, not a curated record. NCBI's taxonomy places the organism in Eukaryota, Viridiplantae, Streptophyta, Magnoliopsida, Vitales, Vitaceae.